AGCCUUAAUUUUGUAAAAAAAGUCGGUUUUACCCUCCGACGGGUUUUUGUGUCAUUAAUGCCGCAUACUUGUCUCACUUUUUGCGUUUAUGCCAAAUACCCGGUUGCAAGAGGGUUUACCGGUUACCCCUCUACUUACCCCUCAACUUUUCCCCCCGUUUCUUAACCCCAUUUACCAAACGACGAAGCUGGGUUUUUGAAGAAGAACAUCACGAAAACAAAAUCAGAUUUGUACACCAAAUGACAACGUCGAAAUCAAAUUCAAGCUGGAGUGGCACAUCAAGAAGGAAAAAUCGGGAGAUAAUACGAUGUAGCUGUGGUGAUAUUUGCCCUAUUUAUGUUUCACGCACUCCAGAAAACCCAGGACGAAAGUUUCGUGGCUGCCCUAAUUACCAGGAUGAAGAUGGUGGUUGUGGUCAUUUCAAAUGGGUUGAUGAAGAAGAAGACGAAUUUAGGGCUUUUAAGAAGCAAUUGAACCUUCAACAUAAAGAUAUCGAAUCUGUGAUGUUGCUCAAACUGAUUGUAGGGCUGCUAGUGAGUAUUUUGGUAUGUCUUGUUGUAGUGGUUAUUAAGAUGUAAGUUAGAUGAAAUGAUAACAAGUUUGUAGUGUAGUUUAUUACAUUGGUAGAUGUACUAAAUCUGUAAAAGUUUGAAUGGUGCAAUAGUAUUAAUGUUUGUAUGGCUAUGAUCUAUUUUAUGAAUGCUUUUGUGACAAUGGUAACUACACAUUCAGCAGAACACAAAUUCAAAGUAAGAUGCAUAAAAUGGUAAUCAAAUGUGCCAAUAAUGGUAAAUAUGUUCAC
Messenger RNA from Lactuca sativa (garden lettuce), 802 nucleotides. The record is from RefSeq and is a predicted model, not a curated record. Lineage: Eukaryota; Viridiplantae; Streptophyta; Magnoliopsida; Asterales; Asteraceae.